This is a messenger RNA of Thermothelomyces thermophilus ATCC 42464, 1133 nucleotides long. RefSeq lists its product as uncharacterized. The coding region runs from base 168 to 584 and encodes 138 amino acids. Gene Ontology annotation, molecular function: heme binding. The record is from RefSeq and is a predicted model, not a curated record. The transcript has 4 exons. Gene Ontology annotation, biological process: sterol biosynthetic process. Gene Ontology annotation, cellular component: endoplasmic reticulum membrane; intracellular membrane-bounded organelle. Lineage: Eukaryota; Fungi; Ascomycota; Sordariomycetes; Sordariales; Chaetomiaceae.
GGAACCUGUUGAUCUUUUUCGUGACUGUUCCCUCUCCUCUGACCACCGCCUUUCAUCAGCCCGCCGCCGCGCCGACACCAUCGUCUCUCGUCGUUGUCCCAGUUUCCGAGCUUUUGAGAAAAGUCCCCGACAUUUCGGAGUCCCGACAACGAUUCAAGGCAGUCAAGAUGGCCUCUACCAAGGAGCUCACCUACCAGGAUGUUGCCGAGCACAACACCAAGAAGGAUCUCUACGUCGUGAUCCACGACGAGAUCUACGACUGCUCCAAGUUUGUGGACGAGCACCCUGGUGGUGAGGAGGUCCUACUCGACGUCGCUGGCCAGGACGCCACUGAGGCGUUUGAGGAUGUCGGCCACAGCGACGAGGCCCGCGAAACGCUCAAGCAGCUCAAAGUCGGCACUUUGAAGCGCGGCCCCGGCGACCCCAAGCCCAAGACUCCCGCCCCCGGUGCCGUUGCCCCAGCUGCCAACAACACCACUGCCGGUUUUGGUGUGGGUCUCUACGCCAUCAUCCUCAUCGGCGGUCUGAUCGGUUACGCUGCCUACACCUAUCUCCAGCAACAGCAGGCUGCGGCCCAGGCCUGAAUUUGUGGGGUCUCACCACUUGGUGACUCGGGUAGCGGAGGCAGAUAGGAGCUUUAUCUUAUUUAAUGGCGAUGCUUUCUUUUUGGGUCACUCUGCGCUACGACAUUGAAUUCUAGGAAUCAUGAUGGGGAAGGCUACCAGCGUCUGGUCGAGAGUGUCUCGGGUUCUGGCCUGGGAUGUGCUUGGAUGGCGGCUUGUGGUGGGCGCCAUGCAUAGACUGCUGUCUGGUACCGACCUAGGAUUGGCGUCUUGCGUUUUGUCGUUGUUCAACAAACGGGUCAUGUUAAUGGCUGGAUGAUAUCUGUAUUCCAGAUGUUCAUGUACUGGGCAUUGAGGCGAGCAGCAAGCCAAGCUCGCCACCGUGCUCCUCGCCUUGUCCAUCAUCACCUCCUCCGCCACCACCAUACCACCGUUGAGGACGGGCCAGCUGAGGCAACGGCAUUCUUGGGAUUGGCACAUGCCGGGUACUAGUUUAUAGAAUCUUGUAUUUCCCCAAAGCUAGCGCCGUUCUUUCGACUAACCCCCGCUGCCGGAGCUUGUUUUGUUGGG